Messenger RNA from Pseudophryne corroboree (corroboree frog), 2570 nucleotides. RefSeq names its product guanine deaminase (gene GDA). Bases 638 to 1867 code for a protein of 409 amino acids. The transcript has 14 exons. Gene Ontology annotation, cellular component: cytosol. Gene Ontology annotation, biological process: guanine catabolic process. The record is from RefSeq and is a predicted model, not a curated record. Gene Ontology annotation, molecular function: guanine deaminase activity; zinc ion binding. Lineage: Eukaryota; Metazoa; Chordata; Amphibia; Anura; Myobatrachidae.
UAAACAGUGACUGUCCCUGGCAUACUUAUAAACUUAAUGUAUUAGAUGUGGGGACUGUGUACUUCUAACCCGGUUGCUAGGCAACCCGGGUUGUACAGGGGGAGGUAACCUGGAGGGUGUUGAGACCCAGAGGGGACCGCAGACACCUGGAGAUUGAGCGUGGAAGAAUAAGAGUAGCGGAUUGGCCGGCGCCAACUGGUGAUGUCAGACACCAGGGAAGUGUGAGAAGGAAGGAGACGGUGAGGAGUGGUGUGAGAUGUGUGGGCCUUGUGCUCCCCUGACCCCCGUGCCAGCGACCAAAGGAGAGGCUGUAGUUGAGAGCAACGGGUCGCGACACCUGCCCCGCAGUUCAAGUGAGGUCACGGUGACCGGCUGAGUACGGCAACGUGGCUGCACCCGUACUAGCCCAGGAGAAGGGGAGGAACAGCUACACGUGAGCGUGGCAAGAAAAGGGGGUGACUUCAGAGCCGGGGACUCCGGCGCAUCGUGUGGCCGGUGACGUGACUGGCUGGAUCCGGCAACGGCAGCAGACACACAGAUUCUGUUCUUUGAAGAUGCUCAGAAACAAACAAAGUUGGCUCAGAAGUGGGGAUUUGAUGAAGAAAAGAUUGAAGAACUUGGCAAAAAUGAAUUUAUUAUGCCAGGAAUGGUCGAUACCCACAUCCAUGCACCCCAAUACUCAUUUAUAGGAUCAGGAAUGGAAAGACCUCUUUUGGAGUGGUUGAAAUAUACUACAUUUCCAAUAGAAGAUACAUACUCAGAUUUGGAAGUUGCUAGGACCUUGUACAGCACAGUUGUGAAAAGAACAUUGAGAAAUGGCACAACCACUGCUUGCUAUUUCGCUACCAUUCAUACUGAUGCUUCCAUUGUGCUGGCGGAGAUGGCAAGUCAGUAUGGUCAGAGAGCAUUUAUUGGGAAAGUUUGCAUGGAUAGGAAUGAUACAUAUCCAAAGUAUAAGGAAGAUACUGAAGAGUCUAUCAGGGAAACUAAAAGGUUCAUUGAAGUCCUGAAAAAUAGAAAAUAUGACAGAGUAAAACCCAUUGUAACUCCUCGAUUUGGAAUAUCUUGCUCUGAAAACUUACUGAAGGAACUUGGCAAAAUUGCUGAUGCACACCAGCUGCAUAUCCAGAGCCACAUCAGUGAGUCUCUUGCAGAAAUUGAAGAGGUGUUAAGAUUAUUUCCUGAAUAUAAAAAUUAUACUGAAGUAUACAACAAAAAUAAGCUUCUGACAAAUAAAACAGUAUUGGCGCAUGGCUGUUAUCUCGCAGAUGAAGAACUACAUGUGUUCAAAGAAAAAGGAGCUGCAAUAUCCCAUUGCCCUAAUUCAAACAUUUCAUUGUGCAGUGGUCACCUUGAUGUCCAAAACGUAUUAAAGCACAAGGUUAAAUUGGGACUCGGGACUGAUAUUGCUGGUGGAUAUUCCAUAUCUCUACUUGACACUAUCCGGAAAGCUAUAGAAACUUCUAAAAUUAUUUUCAUUGAAAAAGGAAAAAGUCAGAGCAAUAAAGUGGAAACCAACCAAGCUGGGAAAAUUGCACUAAAUAAAGAAAGCAGUAAUGCUAAAAAUGAUGCAAUGGAAAUGGAUGCCAAUUAUAAAGUAUUGGGUUAUAAGGACGCAUUUCGGCUUGCAACUCUUGGAGGAUGUGAAGCUUUGAGUAUUGAUCACAUAACUGGAAACUUUGAAGUUAACAAGGAUUUUGAUGCAUUGCUAAUAAACCCUGAAGCCAAAGACAGUCCGUUUGAAGUAUUUUCUCAUAUCUCUAAAGAGGAAAUGAUAGAGAGGUUCCUUUAUCUAGGUGACGACAGGAACAUCAAAGCUGUUUAUGUGGCAGGAAGAUGUGUGGUUCCAUUCCCUAGUAAUGCAUAGAGUCUAAAUGAUUACUGAUUCCUUCAGUGUAUUAUGUGAGAUUUAUUUGAAGAGGUUUGUGUUUAUAGAAAGAUAAGUAGCGGUGCACACCAGAAUAUAAUCAGAUGGAGGUGUCCUGUCACCACAGAAGUUCCGAUGUGAGUGCAGGAUGGCAAAGCAGAUGGUGGUUGUUUUUGUGGCCAAGACUGGUUAUGUAGCUAUUGUAUCACUCUUCCAGCAGUGCACUGUCACUGGGGACUUGUAUGCCAACCAAUGCCUGCCACAAGUGCUGGAAUCUAUUUCCAGGUGCUGUCCAAGAACUCAGACUCAUGGAUCCCUUCUAGAUCAUGACACUGUACCUGCCCUCAAGUCCAGCAAGAUAGUGGAUUUUCUGGCCCAUGAAUGAUCCAGGAGCUUGGUCAUCUGCCGUACAGUCCAGACCUGGCUUCCUGCAACAUUUUUGUGUUCCUACAAAUCAAGCGCAAGAUACGUAGGAUUUCUUUGAGUCACCAGAAGCUGCAGCGGAGACCUUCUUCCAGCAUAUAGAAAACAUACCUGUUGCUUCACCAAGUGGUUUGGGCACAUGUAACUUUGCAUAGACUCCUCUGGUGAAUACUUUGAAAAACUGUUAUGUUCAUAUCUAUAUAUAUAUAUAUUUCUCUGACGUCCUAAGUGGAUGCUGGGACUCCGUAAGGACCAUGGGGAAUAGCGGCUCCGCAGGAGA